Messenger RNA from Amblyraja radiata (thorny skate), 2420 nucleotides. Its product is annotated as leucine-rich repeat transmembrane neuronal protein 4. Bases 388 to 2133 code for a protein of 581 amino acids. Gene Ontology annotation, cellular component: plasma membrane. The record is from RefSeq and is a predicted model, not a curated record. Gene Ontology annotation, molecular function: protein binding. The transcript has 3 exons. NCBI's taxonomy places the organism in Eukaryota, Metazoa, Chordata, Chondrichthyes, Rajiformes, Rajidae.
UGCGUGCGCUGGUGCUGAAGUUACACAGUUACAGACUGCGAGGUGGUGGGAGCGUUUGCAAGGGGGAGGGAAGGGGGAUGCUCGGAUGAGACGGCGGCAGCAGCCCUGGCUGGGAGCUGGUCAGGCGGCGCGGCGCUGGGCCAGCCCGGGUAUCGCCGGCCGGGCAAACUUCGCUUCGCCCCCAACCUCGCCGCCGUGCCCUUCCAUGGCUUGCUCGCCGGGCUGGCCAGAGCACGGCGCUUCGCUUCCCAGGGGAUCUCAUUGCUAUUCAUGGAUAUCAGCGAUCCCGACUCGCUGCCAGUUAGACUGACAAUCUACUGUGCAGACCUUGGAGGUGGAGAAGAAGCGGUAUAAAGCAGUAGGAUUAGGGCACCGGCCGACUACAGCAUGGGUUUCAUGAAAUAUCUCCUUGCCCCGAGAUCUGUGUUGCUCCUGGUCCCCGCCGUGUUCCUGACGCUCCUCUCCGACGCAGAGAGAGUGUGCCCGAGGACAUGUAGGUGCGAUGGUAAAAUAGUCUACUGCGAGUCCCAGGCGCUGCAGGAAAUCCCCGGGAACAUCUCCUCGGGAUCUCUGGGCCUUUCCCUCAGGUAUAACAGCAUCAAAUCCCUCAAGCCCAACCAGUUCUCCGGCCUCAACCAGCUCACCUGGUUGUACCUCGACCACAACUAUGUCCACGCGGUGGACGAGAACGCGUUUCAAGGCAUCCGCCGGUUGAAAGAGUUAAUUCUCAGCUCCAACAAGAUCACUCGGUUGCCCAAUGGCACCUUCCACCCGGUGCCCAAUCUGCGUAACGUGGACCUCUCCUACAAUAAGAUGCACGUCUUGCAGUCGCUGCAGUUCAAGGGAUUGAGGAAGCUCCAGAGCCUGCAUCUGAGAUCCAACUCCUUGAAGGCCAUCCCGGUGAGGGCGUUCCAGGAUUGCCGCAACUUGGAGUUCUUGGACCUGGGUUACAACCGACUGCGUAGUCUGGCCCGCAAUGCCUUCGCCGGCCUCAUGAAGUUGACCGAGCUGCACCUGGAACACAACCAGUUCUCCAAAGUCAACCUGGCCCACUUCCCGCGUCUCUCCAGCCUGCGGACUCUGUACCUCCAGUGGAACCGCAUCAGGGUGUUCAGCCAGGGGAUGUCCUGGACCUGGAGCUCCCUGCAGAAGUUGGACCUGUCGGGCAACGAGAUCCAAGCCAUCGUGCCGGGCGUAUUCCAGUGCGUGCCCAACUUGCACAGCCUCCACCUCAACUCCAACAAGCUGACCACCAUCAGCCAGGAGAUCCUCAGCUCCUGGACCUCCCUGGCCACCAUCAGUCUCUCCUCCAACAUCUGGGAGUGCAACAGGAACAUCUGCUCGCUGGUCAACUGGCUGAAGAACUUCCAGGGCUACCGAGAGGGCGCCAUGAUCUGCGCGGGGCCCAAGCCUCUCCAGGGCUACAAUGUCAUGGAGGCUGUCGACCAUCACAAAAUCUGUGCGGGGGUGACCCCGGUUGCCACCCAGCGACCACAGGGCUCAAAGACCACCCAAAAGACCACCACCCCCAGGCCAACCGCGGUGGCCAGUCUCCCCGUCACUGCCCAGCCUUCCAACGAAUCCAUCGCCGAAUCGGACCAUGAGUUUGAGUACAUCUCGUUUCACAAAAUAAUCGCGGGCAGCGUGGCUCUCUUCCUGUCAGUCACCAUGAUCCUGCUGGUCAUCUACGUCUCCUGGAAGAGGUACCCGGCCAGCAUGAAGCAACUGCAACAGCGGUCCCUGAUGAAGCGGCGCCGGAAAAAGAAGAGGGAGUGCGAGCGGCAGGUCAACUCCCCCUUGCAGGAGUACUAUGUGGACUACAAGCCGACUAACUCUGAAACCGUGGACGUACUGGUGAAUGGCACGGCGGCUGGCACCUACACUAGACCCAGCCCGAGGGAGUGUGAGACUCCUCUUCCCAUGAACAUCACAGCCUUUUACAACUACGAGCAGCCGCUGGUUGGGUACUGCAAAGCACACCAGACUCUUCACAUACACAAGCGCUUCGAGGCGCCCCUGCAGGAAGAGGCACAGGCCAGCAGCGUCGAGCUGCCCACCAACCGCAAUGUCAUCAGCACAGUCGCUCGCUCCGCCAUCCCCAACAUACAUCUCGAACCCCCUCACACGCCAUAGGAGGGCACCCCAACCCCCCAGCGGCUCACUUUGUGUGCGGCCAGCUCCAGAUGGGAAGGAAGUCAAAAAACAGGAUAGCAACAAACAUUUGAAAGUUCUUUCCUGCGUUUAAAAAUUUAAAAAUAUUGACAUCCCCGAACAAUUGGUAGCCGUUGGAAACUCAACGGCCAAACUUCCGAAACUUGCCAUUCUUCUGAUUUUCUGUGCUUUGGUAUUUGACGAUGUAAAUAUAAGACUCUGCUUAUCAUGUUCUUAAGAAAAUAAAGUAAAAACUGUCAAGGAAUGGG